GAUUAAGAUGGCGUCUCAGCAGCAGCAGUCCGGCGGGCUGAUGUCUCAGCCCGGUUUACAGCCUACUUCAUUACAACAACAACAACAACAACAGCAGCAAUUGAGCCAGCAACAAGACUUCGAUCCAGUACAUAAAUUUAAGAUGCUUAUCCCACAAUUAAAAGAGAGUUUGCAGAAUCUCAUGAAGAUCGCAUCCCUGAAUUUUGCCCAUAACACCACAAUUGACAACGGCAUCAAAAGCAGCGACACCUCCGUUCAGCGCUUUGACAAGAGCCUCGAGGAGUUUUAUGCUCUCUGCGAUCAACUGGAGCUGUGUUUGCGGCUGGCAUAUGAGUGCCUCUCUCAGAGCAUCGACAGCGCCAAACAUUCACCCAACCUGGUCCCAACCGCCACCAAGCCAGACACAGUGCAGACAGAGUCCAUGUCUUACACCCAAUACCUCGGCAUGAUCAAGUCUCAGAUCUCCUGUGCCAAAGAUAUCCACAACGCUUUGCUGGAGUGCUCCAAGAAGAUCUCCGGGAAGGGACCGCCUCAGGGAAUCAUGUAGAGCCGAAUAAACUAUCCCAAAUCUUUCUACAUCUGAUGAUGAUUGAUGUCUUAUAUGAGCUCUUCCAAUAUUCACGUCUACAUUUUUCAAGAUCCUGUAUAUUAGGUUAUGAUUAUUAUUAUUUUUUGUAAGUUAUGUCUCUUGUAAAAGCUGUGUAAAUAUAUCAGAUAAAUAGUAAUGCUCUAAGAUGACCAGAGGGUGGUGGUAGAGUUGUAACUGCCAACUCAAUAUUCACAAGUCUUUAGUAGCUUAUUUGUAUUGAAUAUUAAAACCUUUUUACUGUUUCUUAUGUAAAAAAAAAAAAAA
Cyclopterus lumpus (lumpfish) is the source of this 853-nucleotide messenger RNA. It is a transcript of the gene med29, whose product is annotated as mediator complex subunit 29. Gene Ontology annotation, cellular component: mediator complex. Lineage: Eukaryota; Metazoa; Chordata; Actinopteri; Perciformes; Cyclopteridae. Bases 8 to 547 code for a protein of 179 amino acids. Gene Ontology annotation, biological process: regulation of transcription by RNA polymerase II. Gene Ontology annotation, molecular function: transcription coregulator activity; transcription factor binding. The transcript has 4 exons. The record is from RefSeq and is a predicted model, not a curated record.